GGUCUAAAGAUGGAGGUGCACCGAUUGUUCCUGAACGAAGAAGACAGCUCAGAAUCAGCAACAACACUGUACAACUCGCGUUGGACCGAGUACACAAAGAAGACGCCGGUUUGUACACGAUCACGGCGAGAUCACCUCUAGGAGUAGCAUCCAGAGACGUCGAACUCAGAGUCUGUACCUCCGAAGAUGACGAUGAACCACCCGCUUUUCUUAGACGACUUAACGAUUUGUCAGUCAAAGUGGGUACCAGAACGAGGUUCUUGGUCGAAAUUAGGAGCAGCUCAACUCUAACGACUGAAUGGUUGAAAAAUGAAGAAAGAAUAUCGGAAGGAGAGAGAUACAGAUUUGUAAACGAAGGAGGCUUCCAUUGCGUAGAUGUAGCACCAGUCACAGUCAAAGAUGUAGGAAGAUGGACUUGCACUGCUCGAAACAACACGGGACAAGCGUCUAGUUCGUGCCAUCUCAACGUACUCGUACCAAAAACAUACAAAGCGCCCGAGUUCCUGGAAGAGCUCCGGGCUCUUCUUACCGAACAGGGUACCGUAUCGUUGGAGUGCAAGGUUGUGGGGGUACCGACCCCAGCGCUUCGUUGGUUCAAGGAUGGAAAGGAGAUCCAUGCAGGUGAUGUAUUCGCUUUGACCGCCAAUCCAAAUGAUCCCACUUCUUUGGGGGUGUACGUUUGUGAAGCUAUCAACUGCAUGGGGAAAGCUAUUUCCAGUUCUAGAGUCCAUGUGGUGGACAGCAAAGAAGGACCACUUAAAUCAGCAGAAAGCCAUUUACCAACCGGACCUCCACCAAUAUUUACUCGAGAUAUACAAGACGAAUCGAUUAAAAUAGGUGAUCCUAUUUUACUGACCUGCCAAGUAUCUGUACCUCCUUGGCCACGGACGAUCCAAUGGUACAAUUCUGAAGGCAGAAUCGAGGACCAGGAUCAGGGAAGCAGGUACAAGCAAAUGGCAGACGGUAUUGGAGGGUAUAUGUUAGAAGUAAAGCCGACAGAGGCAUGCGAUCAGGGAGAAUGGAAAUGUGUGGCGACUAGUGAUACUGGCGUAGUAUCAAUCUCUACUUGUACAGUCGAUAUGAUAAUACCCAAGCACUUCAGAAAACCCAGAUUCAUGGACACCCUCAAAGCAGUAUUAACAGAAGAAGGACUGGUCUCAUUCGAAUGUAAAGUCGUGGGUUCCCCCACUCCUCUUCUCAGAUGGUUUAAAGAUGGACAAGAGUUAAAACCGGGCGAUGUGUACCAAUUAACAGGAACCAACUCACUAGGCUCUUACUGUUGCAUAGCCAAGAACUGCAUGGGUGAGGCCAGAAGCUCAGCCGAACUAACUGUUGAAGAUAUUGAGAAUCAAUUGAACGAAGAGGAAAGGGAGCAACUGAUAGCCAGGAGUCAGGCGCCUAAAUUUAUACAGGGGUUAAAAAGCAGCGAGGCUAAAAUUAAUGAACCUUUCAGGUUUACUAUUCAAGUUAGCGUAACCACACCUCUACCGCUGAUCUCCUGGUUCAGGGACGACCAACCAGUAUCAAACGAACCGGAAAAAUAUAUAGUUUUCCGGGAAAAUCUGGGCGUAUGUCACUUAGACGUGCGCCCCGUAGAAUUGAACGAUCAAGCCGAAUGGAAGUGCGUGGCGACCAACGAUUUCGGGCAUUCGGUAACGUCGUGUUUUUUGAAAAUCACCAUUCCAAAGCACUUCAGGAAACCCAAGUUCCUGGAGUGUUUGCGAGCGGUGCUCUCGGAAGAGGGCGCUGUGAAUUUAGAGUGUAAGGUUAUAGGCGUGCCGCAGCCGGUAUUGAAGUGGUAUAAGGACGGUGUUGAAUUGAAACCGGGGGAUAUUCACCGGAUAACGUCGGGACAGGACGGCAGAUGUUGCCUCGGAACCUAUACAUGUGAAGCCCGAAAUUGCAUGGGCACCGUUGCCAGCUCUGCAUCUUUACUAGGUUUCGAGGAUCAAAAACUAAAAGGCACACCAUCACGUCCAGAAUUAGGUAGGCAACUAUCCCUAUCAACAAUUCACGAAGAGAGAACAUCCCAGAUGUACGACACAGCUGGUGAUCAAUCCAUAACUCUAGCAGACCACGGAGAAGUCUCGUUUUCAUUCGACGGCAAAGAGGUUUCCGUAUCGCUGUACGAAACACCAGAUUUGACUGAAGAUGAAGCCAUACAAAUCGUAGAAAUGUAUGCCGAACAACUCUCAGAACACUUCUCCGAACACAAUAUAGUCGAAUUACCACCAUUGAGGUUUGUGAAAGAGUCUUCACAAUCCGGAAAUCUCCUUAUGGAAGCCGUUUUGGUAGACGUAUCAGACGAUUACUUCCAUACCGCCGACGAAGAUCUUAGAACGGAAGCAGACGUUGAUGAAAUACUUUCUAUAACCAACGAAGCAACCUAUACUUCGGAAAAACUAAAAAUCGAUCUAACUUCAAGCGGAGACGCCCCCAAAAGGCCUCCUAGGAAAACAGACUCGCAAAAGAGCAACUCUUAUUACAGCCUUACACAAAACCUUUCAGUAGAUUCCGAAAAAGGUGACGAGAGCUUAGCUGGAGCAGCUGAGCUGGAUACAGAAUCCUAUGGGGAAUAUGAAAGCGCCAUGAGCUCUGAGAAAAUUCAAGAUAAUGCUUACCAAGUAGCUGCUAUCACUGAAACUACUAGUCUACCAGGAGACGACGAUAGAAGACCUUUAACGCCACAUACAGCUCAUGAAAUUGGUUCGGAUCUUAGAGUAAACAGAAGCGAAAGCCAAGAAAUGAAGAGAUCUAGAAGAAGACAUUCAUCGCAAAGUUCUGACGAGAUGUCUAAAGACGGGUUCAAAAGAGGUGCCAUUAAAAAAGCCGUCAGCUUAGAAAUAGCCGAUACAUUCCAAAGAGAUCUGCAAGGAGAAGAAGGUGAUGGAUUAGUUAUCGAUCCAACGAUCACUGCCAAUAAAAUCACCGAACUAAUUAACCAAGAAAAUAAAGUUGUAGAAGAAUUACAAAUAACCCUAGAUGAGAUACUUAAAGGUCUGCUUAAUGUCGAGGAUAAUUUAUCAAUACAAUCUGCAGAAAAAUCCACAACUUCAACAGCUGAUAGAAGCAACGAAGUGCUGAAGAGCAUCUCGCAACCAAUUAUAGACAUUAAAACAAUUUUCGAGUCUUUUAACCAAAGAGACACAAAACCAGAAAUCUACAUAGUGGAGUUACUAGCUCCUUCAAUAUUUGAUCUACAAAAGAGCUUAUUAGUAAUAGAAAACUGCAUAAAUAUCAAACGUAAAGAACACACUUUGAUUCAAAAAACCUGUUCUAACAUCCUAAAAACUUCUGGUGUCAACAUCCAAAGAGCUUUAAAUUCGUUCGAAGAAAUAGCUGUAUUAGAAAAAGAACUAAAUAUCACUCAAGCUACUGGUAGAAUGACUCCAUCGAAGAUUAUCCAAGAAGUCUGCAUUACCAUAAAAGAAAUGCAUGGCAAAUUAGACAAACUUAACUCAGCUUUAGCAGAAAAAUCAUCCCAACAAACCUCACCAUCACCAGAUACAUCAUUAAGAAGGUUGUCUGCUAGCAAGGAUAUUGACGUCCUUGAUAGACUAAUAGACGCAGCCUCAACCAUCAAAACAGCUCUUCAAACUCUAGAAAGAACAGUCCAAUUUCAAGAAAUUUUGGAUAAACUACAAGAUCCAGUUGAAGUAUUAAUUAAAGAAAUGAAAGUCAUACAAAAAGAAGCCGUGAGAUACACAGCGGAAAAAUCUUUACAGCAAGAAAUACGUCGUGCUCUUUUGGAUAAUAUUAGCACACCUGUUGAUGAAAUCUCCAAGGGUUUAAACGUUAUAAAAAUUCAAGAACCUGGUGAUUUACACGCUGGUAUGAUAAGUAGGAACGUUCUGGAAUCUCUAGAGUCUCCAGUAGAAUCAAUAAUACACUCGCUAACAAGAAUCAAAAACCAAGCGGUUGUAGCUAAAGAAGCAGAAACGUCAGUAACUUCAGACGAAGUAUUCACCGAAGUUUUAGACAAAGUCACCAAACUGGUUUUCACCAAUAUAAAACAGUCUAUCGAAGAAUUACUACAAAGCAUAGAUGCUGCUAGAAUAAACGUAUCGGAUAGUAUUAUUUUGGAAGCAUUGAGCCAUUUGGGAAUUUUACAGAGAGAUCUAGAGGUGACGGUUGUCGAAGCCAGCAAUUUUCAAACCCAUGCUACAGUUUCUGCAUUAGAAAACUUAAGCGAACCAAUACAUUUAUUAAACAGUCUUGUUAGGAGCAUUACACCGACUUCAGGAAAAUAUAUUUUAGAAGACAGUAUUAAUUUGUUGAAUAUUUUAGAAGACUGCGUAAUAGUCGAUGAUAUUAUCCUUCAAAGUAUGGAUUUGUGUAUCAUAUUUUCGAUUUUACGAGGCAAAAUUUGUGAAAUCAGAGAAAAUAUCAGUACUUUAAUAGACCAAGAAACUCCUACUGACGAUAAAAUUGAAGAUAACGUUGUUGUUUUACUAGAAGAAGAAUUAUCUACAGUAAUAUCCGAUGCACUAAUUGAAGAUACCAAAACAUCUUUAGAUCAGUUGAACCAAAAAUGCGUGGAACCUUAUCUAAGCAUGCUAGAUCCAUUCUUAACUAGAAUAAAAGAUCUUAACAUAGCUGUAACUGAUGAGCUUUUAGUUAAAACUAAAACAGAAUUAACUGUCAACGAUCGUGUGCUUUUACAAAAACACGUCAUACCUUUAGAAAUGAUCGAAGAUCUGAUAAUAGGUUCUCUAGAUUUACUAGCAAGCCAACCUGCCGAUGAAUCUAAAAACGAACUGUUUCAAGUGUUGCAACAUUUACAAUACAACGUUGCCGUGAUGCAUCAACAGAUUCUGGAUGAAACUCAGCAUUUGGACGUUAUGGUGCAGCAUAGUGAAGAGAACAUUAAUGAACUGAAAGCUAAAAUUAGUACAGUAAGAAGUCUGCCUAUUCUAAGUGGCUCAAUAGAUCAUGUACCUACAGAAUUACGUGCAAUAGCUGCAGAAAAUAUCUUUGAACUUGAAAAAUCUUUGGCAAUGUUUUAUGAGGUUGCAAUGAGCGAACAUAACGAACAAAUACCUUUAGAUUUUUAUGAAGUUUCAACGCAAUUGCUGGAUCAAAUCGAAGAUAUCAAAAACACCCCUCUCUUUACUGAGACUGAGAAUGUAACAGUAGAAGACAUUGAAAAUAUACAGAAACUAGCACAACCAUUAGAAAAAUUGGAUACCUACUUACAGAAUAUUCAAAACGAUCAAGAUUACAGGAAACAAAUAUUUUCAUCAAUUCGAGAUCCUCUUAUAGAAAUUAAUAAUAUACUAGAGGUAAUUCCAGAUGAGUUGAAGAUUAAAAUCUUCACCCUGUAUGGUCCUCUAAGAAAUACCAUUGAAAUAAUAUCGUUAGAAAUAUUUAACUUUGAUAUACAAACCAAAGAUUUGGAAUGUUUAGCUUCCAUAGCUGAUUUACUUAGUAAACUGAGAUCAUCUAUACCAAUCAGUAGCACUGUUUACGAAAUUUCUUCAAUUAUAGAAGAACUGACACCUUGUGCCAAAGAUCUUUUAGACAAAUUAAAAGAUAUUAACAACGAUAGCUUGAGACAUAUAAUUUUUUCAUUAGCCGAAUUCAUAGGAAGCAUCCUAGAAUUACAUGACCACUUAAACGAAGGAGAUCGGACUUCAGAGACAGCUUUCAGAAGCAGACAUUUAGAAAACAUAGACAACAGUAUUUUCAACUUGAAAUCUUUACCACGGACCACAAAUCUCGAAAACGUAAUCAAAGAACUAGAGGCAGCUGUCGAAAUAAGCAAUAUACUUUUCUUGAAAGAACCUUCAGGCAGUAUUUCAAUAACCCAAGCUGAGAAUAUCUUGGUACUACUGGAUGUCGUAGUAGAACAUAUUUCUAAUAAUGUAUUCCUACCAGAAGACUUAGAUAGACUUAACAUACUAACCAAAGAUAUAGAAAAUGUUACUAUUAUAUCAGACAUAGAUAUACUUUUUGCAGAAACUCUUCGUGGGGUAAAUAUAUUACUAACUUAUUACAUCAAAGACAAUCUUCUUGAAACCAAUCAGUUCAUAUCUUUGGAUGCUUUACAAAAUGCAGUCAAAGCUGUAACUGAAACAACUUCAACUGUAAAAGAACCUUUAACUAACGCUUUACAAGUAAUAAAUGAUAACUGUUCAGAAAUACUUUAUUCUGAUCAAGCACAAGAAAUUAUUGAUAUUACUAGUAAUAUAGUCAAAACUUUUACAAAUUCCGAUACUGACAAUAACCUUCUGCUAAAUCUCGAAGAUGAUCUAACUAAUUUAGAAAAUUUGACGGCUAAUGUAAGCAACGAAACUUUAGUAGAAGCCACACAGAAUAUUAGUAACAUAAUAACAGUAGAAUUGCAUAAAAAAUUGCUAAUCGGAAAGAUAGAGGAACUGAGGGUGAAAUUAGGAAAUUUGGAACAACCAUGCUUGGGAACUGUACAGAAUAUUCUACUCGAAAAUACUAAUAAGAAUUUGCAAACUUUAGAAAGAGCAAUACCACAUAUAAGCUGCAAUAAUCCCGUAGAAGUAGCGUUUAUAUCAGAUGUUGUAAAAGAUGUAGCGCAGUUAGCAGAUUGUACAGUUAGAAAUAUUCAAGAAGAGCAAAUACCUGUUUUAGAAAUCGAUAGAAUCAUUGAAAAUCUUCGAAAUGCUAACGAAACGGACCCAGUCAUUACAGAGCUGUUGGAAGAUUCGAUAAAAACUCUGAAACAAUUGAACGAAGAAAUAAUUGAUCAAAACUUAACCAAACAAUGCGUGAAGUUAUUAAAAGAAACGGCAAACGUAGAGACCCAUAUUUAUCAACCAGUUGUGUCCCACACUCAAGUUUUGUUAAAUGAAAUUGAAUCAGUCAUUCCUGAUAUGGAGAAAAGUAACUCAACAGGACAAUUACGUGAAAAUUUAACAAAUAUAAACAAAAUUUUGAAUAACGUGUUAUUGAAUAACUCCAGUUCUUUGGAAGAACUUCAACUCAAUUUGGAAAAAUUAAACUUGUCAGUGGGGGAUAUCAUUCUUCCCGAAGACAGUAAAAUGGAGGUCUCUUCUAAAAUAGAAGCACUGAAAGCUGACAUACCCAAAUUAAAGUCUAUUAGCCAAUCUGUAAUACUGUUAAAGAACAACCUUCCUCAAAUAGAAGUCUUAUCUCAACCAUUAACCCAACAAUACGAAGAACUAAUUGAAAAAAUUGAAAGUACCACGCUAAAAGAUGAAAAUAUUUACCAAUUAGAAAAAAUUACUGGCAAUUUCAAUCAAGCAGUUACAGAAAUUCUAACAGAUAAUAAUGAAGAAAGUCUUCAUCGUUUAGAACAACAACUGGCCUCUUCUACCUUUGUUAAUGAAAAUAUUACCAACUCAUUCAAAAAUGUCAUCGUUACAUUACACAAUAUCUUAGAAGAAAAACGUUCUCAAGUUAUACCACAAGCACAAAUUGAAACACCAACACAAGAAACUAUACCUAAAGAUAAAAUUGAAGAAGAGAGUCAACAACAAUCUCAAAUCACAUCACAUGAUGAAACGGAAACAAAAUUGAAAAUUGAAACACAAGCUGAUAUAGAAGCUGAUAUAGAAGCUGAUAUAGAAGCUGAUAUAGAAGCUGAUAGAAGAGAUGAUAUGCCACAAACUGAAAUAAAGAUUAAAGCGCAAGAUGAAGUAAAAACAGAACCACAGGAAGAAGAUAUUCUUGAAACACUGAUUGAAGAACAAGUUAAAUUGAGGGAUGAAAUAAAAACAGAACUUCAAAUUGAACCACAGGUUGAUAAGCAAGUAAUCGAGAAGUCUGAAAUUGAAACAAAGAAAGAAACAAAAAGUGAAGAAACUAAGCCUAAACAACAAGAUGUAGCAGCAAUAGCUCUUAUAGAUGAUGUUGAGACGCAAGUUAAAUUAAAGAACUUGGAGGAACUAAAACACAUUAAGAAAAUCUUAGAAGGAGACGACCAAUCUUGGAGCGCUCCAUUACAUAAUUUAUUGCAAUUUAUAAUAAACGAAACUGAUCUAGUUGCUUCUGAUAUAAGCAACGAAGAUACCGAAGCUGCUGAAAAAACGUUGGAAUAUCUAAACUUAUUUAUUAAAUCCAUAACUCAGUAUUACAAUAACGAAAUAACUUACUCACAAGUUUUGUCUGAAUUGAAUAGAUUAGUUGCUGAUGUGGAAAGUGUCAAAAUGAUUUCCGAGUUUAACAAUAUCUACGAAUCUAUUAACGAAACUAUUGGUAUUGGAACAGAUAUGUUUGAAAAUAAACAUCUUGAAGCUAUUAAAGAUUGCCUGACAGAGGAAUUGAAUGAGCUUCAGGAGACCUGUACCAAAAAUAAGAAUAAAAAUUACCAUAAGAAUAUUUUACCUGACAGUUUAUAUUACACAAUACCAUUGAUUCUAAGCAACUUAUCUGACAUGUCACAAUUAAACGAAAAUGAACUGAAUUUUAUAGAAACCGCAACUGCUGUAGUAUCUGAAAUAAAAGCUUUCAUAAAAUCAGAAGACUACAACAUCACAGAUCAAUAUAUUUCAAUAAUUUCAGAUUUUCUGGACAGGAACAAACUAGAUACUUCGAUAGAAUUUUUAAAGCACCUCAAUCUCUUGAUAACCAAGAGUUUAUAUCUAAUGAAAGAUAUAAAAGCAAUUGAGAAAGAAAAUGAUAAAAUUAAAAUGGAAAAUAUCCAACUGGCUUCCGAUUCCAUGCAGACUCUAUCGAGAAAAAUUACUGCUAUAAAAUCUAAACGACUGGAUAACGAUAAAGUAAUUCACCUACAAAAGUGUACAAGUGUUCUGCAAACGGCUAUAUUUGAUUUGAUAGAAAAGCCUUUAAACGAACGUGACAAUAAAUUCCUAGAAAACAUCAGCAAAAUCUUUGAAGAAAUCGAAAUUUUUAUAGGCGAAAUGCUCGAUGUUGAAAAUGCUUCUCCAGCUCAUCAAAACCAAGUCAGGAUAUUUCUGAAUAUACUAAAAGAAGCAUCAAAAUCUGUUGAUGAAACUUCACCAAUUAACCAAAUCUCUGAAUCAAUUAACCACUUCGUGGAAGCUUUACCUGACAUUUUGAAUCAACUAGAACAAGCUCAUUCAGAAGAUAUUAAGGCACACGUAGCUGAUGUCGUACUUGCAGACUUAAAGGCUCAAAAAGAACCAAAUUUAAAAGAAUAUUUAGAUAAUUAUAGGGACAUAUGCAUGCCUUAUCUAAUUGAAGAAGAAAACAGUGUUAUUCUUGAAGCAAAAUCAGCAAUAGAAUCAUUCCAAGCUGGUUCGGUCAUAGACACUAAAAGUGUAAAAGAGAAGUCGUUACAAAUAUCUUCACCAGUUGGUCAAUUCGUCAAUCAAUUGAUUAACUAUGUUGACAAUUUAAUAGCUGAAUCCCAGCAUCCCGUUGUUGAAGAACUAGCUAUUCAAACUUUAGAUUCUGUUGAGGAAACAGCUUUAAUGGAGACAGAAGUGGAUGCAUCAAAAAAGAAAGAAAUUCAAGUAGAAGAGCUAAUAAAAUACCCCGAAGAGGCAGAGCCUAAACCAAUUGAAGACGUAGUUAAAAAGAAAAAUGAAGAAAUUGUGGAAAUAUUUCCAGAAAAAGUUAAAGUUAUACAGGAGGAACUUGAAGAUACAAUUACUCCUGUAGAGGAAGUAUUGUUCCUAAAAAGUCAACCAGAAGAGAAGACCGAUAUUGGAAUUCCAAUAAAAGUUGAAGAUGAGUUAAAACCAGUAAAGAGUGAAGAAAAGGACGACAGUAGAAUAAUUGAAAUUGAAACAAAGGAGGCGCCUAAAAUAAUAGAAGAAAUUCAAAUUGAAGAUAUUGAUAAAGAUACAGAAAUGGAAGAAAAUAAAGCAGACAAGCCAGAAAGUAUUGAAUCUGCAGCCGAGGGAAUAACUGACAUAAUUAAAGUUGAACAGAUUAGUGAUAAAGCAGAAAUAAUUACAAUCGUUCAAGUGGAAACCGAAGUUCAAAAACCUAUACCACAAUCAGAUUCAGAAAUAACAGAAAAUAAAGAAGACAAACUUAAAAAUAUUGAAUCUGCAGCUGACAUUCUCCUAGAACCUAAAGAGAUAAUAACUAACUUAAAUAAAGUUGAACAGAUUAGUGAUACAGCAGAAACAAUUACAAUCGUUCAAGAGGAAGCCAAAGUUCAAAAACCUGUACCACAACCAAAUUCAGAAAUAACAGAAAAUAAAGAAGACACACCUAAAAGUAUUGAAUCUGCAACUGACAUUCUCCUAGAAACUAAAGAGAAAAUAACUGAUAUAAAUAAUGUUAAACAGAUUACUGACACAGUAGAAACAAUUACAAUUGUUGAAGAGGAAGCCAAAGUUCAAAAACCUGUACCACAACUAGAUACAAAAAUUGAAGAAAAUAGAGAAAACAAACCCCAAAGUAUUGAAUCUGCAGGCGCCAUUCUCCUAGAACCUAAAGAGGGAGUAACUGACAUAGAUAAACUUGAACAGAUAAGGGGCACAGCAGAAACAAUUACAAUCGUUCAAGAGGAAACCGAAAAUCAAAAAUCUGUACCACAACCAGAUGCAAAAAUUGCAGAGAAUAAAGAAGAUAAAUAUCAAAGUAUUGAAUCUGCAGCCACCAUUCUCCUAGAACCUAAAGAGGAAGUAACUGACAUAGAUAAACUUGAACAGAUAAGGGAUACAGUAGAAACAAUUACAAUCGUUCAAGAGGAAGCCGAAGUUCAAAAAUCUGCACCACAACCAGAAAUAGAGGAAAAAACAAAAAAAAGAACGAUAGAAAUGGAAGAAAAUAUAGAAAUCGAAGAAAUGAAAGAAACACCAAAAGAAGAAACACAAAUAGAAGAAAAAACCGAGGUUAAAACAGAAACGACUGUUCUUCCUAGCCAAUAUAUAACACAAGAAAUUAUAGAAGCUGUAGUCGAUAAACAAGAAGACGGAAUAGCAACAACCGAAAAUAUACCUAGGGAUCAACUUAUUAAAGAAGUUGAAGAAUUACCACAAGAAUCUGUUAAGAUCAUCGAUGUUAAAGCUGCAGAAAGCAUAGUUCAAACAGCAGAAGUAGUGCCACAAAUUCAACCGAUUUUAGAUUCUUUGAGCCAUUUAAGUUCAACCCUUUGCGAAAUAGAGACCCAACCAUUACCGGAAUUGAGGAAAGUAGCUUUAAACGACCUCCAAAAAUCUUUAAAGAUCAUCGAAGAAACCAUAAGAAAUAAAACAUCGGCUAGUAUUACAGAUGUAGAGAACUCAGCUUUAGCCGAAGCAAACAACACUUUAAACAUUUUGAAUAGUUACAUCCUAUCUACACAAACUGAAGACGAAUUUGUUGAAUCCUUAACAGCUGAAAAUGUUAAAGCUGCUAUUGAAGAACUUCGACUAGCUGUGGUCGUAAUUCCUAAAGAAUCUGACGUUAAAGAUGCCAUGGAACAUUUAGAAGAAACUGUUAAGAACGUCAUCAACUUGGUCGAAAAUAUUCCUUUGAAAACGGAAGAAAAGUUGAGAAUACUUUGCUAUAUUGAGAAACUGACUGAAGUUGUGGAGAUUUUAAAAUCUGAUUGUACAGACGAACAAGCUCCUAUUUUAAUAAAAUUAGAACAACUGUUAAAAACUGUCGAAGUCUCUCUAGGUGAUGUAAGAGUAAAUACCGACAUGGAACAAACGGUAUUAGAAAUUAUUAAUAAUUGUUUAGAUGAAUAUAAUGACGUUCUCCAAUUCUUGAAUAAAUACAGCAAAUUAUCUGACGAAGAUGUAGUAAAAAGCUUGAGGAAUAAGAACCAGUUGCUUAAUAAUGAGCUUCAGAACUUACCACGCGAGUCUGCUGUUGUUAUUUUCGGAGACAAAAUCAUCUCUAUCGGUCAGGAUAUCGUGUCCCUUCUUUCGUUGGAAAAAUCUACGAUUUGUGCUCCGUUGCAAGACUUUCAACUAUCCAUCCAAACUCUACAGGACGCUCUUAAUUCAGGUGAGUCUAGCUCUGAACGCAACCCCCAAAAGCAGUUUCUAUCUGAAAUACGUAGACCUUUAACUACAUUGCAUUUCAUUGGUGUAACUGUAUUAGAGGAUAAAAAAAUUAAUCUCUCUCCUAUUGAUAUACAACUAUUAGAAAUGGCUAACGAAUCAAUUAUAGACUUACAUAAAAUUGUUAACGAUAUAGAUCAUAAUUCUAUAAAUAACUUACAAACGUAUUCAGAUAAAUUAAGAACGUUUACGGAAAGUAUCAAUCAAGAUUCCCAGUUAAAAGACUUUUCUGAACCUUUAAAUGACAUUCUGAGAUGUCUAGAAAAGUUCCUAGACCAAAUCAAACGGUUUAAAGCGGAAAAAAUCGAAACGGCUAAAACCCGAAUAGAAAAAUCCUUAAAUAAACUGGAAUCAUCGAUUUCCAACAUCGAAUCGCAAAAUGUAAAACCCUUAGUAACUGAAAAACUCCAGAAACCACUCACAGCCAUCAAGCAACUAAUCGAAACAUCACCUGCUGAGACCAUGACUGAAGAUGAUAUUAAUUAUAUAGUCAAAGUAGGAGAAAUCAUGUCUGGUUUGCAAGAAUACAACGAAAAUUUAACAGCAAGUAUCAAAACUUUUACAGAAAGCGUUAUCGAAAUUAUUCAUAAAAACGGUAAUGAAAAUCAACUUUCGAACGCCUUAUCAAGCCAAUUGCAGGCUCUAAAUGAUAACAUCGAUUUGGCAUAUUUACUGGUUGAAGAACAAACAUCGUCAACAGACAUUCCAUCUACAAUAACGAAAGAAAUACGUUUAACAGCCACACAUCUUCUUAAAUAUCUGAUUGAAGCUAAAUAUAUACAAACAGGUAAUGUAAAGUUACUCUAUAAAUUAAAAGAACCUGUCGAAAAACUGUUAGUUCAACUAGACAAAUGUCUAGAUAUCCAUCCUUCAAAUGAAGAAGAAUCUAUAUUGAAAUCUAUUCAAAAACAUUUUCAGCAAUUAUGCAGCAAGGAUAUUCAUACUUCUGUCAUAGAAAAUUUCUUUGAAAUAUUAGAUUCUUUGCAAAAUAAACUAAUCAGCGUUUGUAUGAGAGCUGUUAUUACAAAAGCUGGCGAACAAAAAGAAGAUAUUUUAAAAAUUUUAAUAAAUCCUGUGGAACAAAUGUGUAAAAGUAUUAUAAAAAUUCAGAACGAAUUAUCCAGUUUAAAGGCUGUAGAUUCUGUAAUACAUGAUAUCAAAGAUAAUUCUCGUAUUCUCAUUGAAUAUUUAACAAAAAGUCAAGCAGAAGAAGUUUUAAAAUUAAAAGAUUUAACAAAUCCUUUGAGUAAUAUUAUUAAAUCACUAGAUAAAAAGCAACAAAUGCAAACCUGCUCUGAACUGGCAAAUAUUAUAACUGAAGAAAUCAAAGACAUAUCCACCAAAGCAUCAUUUUCUAAAAUAUCGUGUCAAAAUCCUGAUAUAAUAAAUGCUUUAUCAGUCCUCCAACUUUCGUUGGAAGAUCUUACAAAAACCCCAAUUGAAGAGAUCACUUUAAGUAAACUUAAAUGCCUAUCAACAGGUUUCAAAGAGUUAACUAAAGCAAUAAAACAUACAGGUUCGCAAGUAAAUAUCAAUCCUUUAGUAGCUUUGAAAGAACCCCUGCAUGAGAUCAAAAAAGAGCUUUUAACAUUACAAACCGCUGUUAUCAAUGAUAUGCCAUCACCAACUGUUGCUUUGAUUUCCGUAAUAGAUCUGUAUCAAGCAAUAAUUUCAAUUGAAGAUGCUUUGGAUCGAGUAGAGGAUGUAUCAUUUGAAGCUAGCGAGGCAGAAUGUUUACUGUCUGCACAAAUUUGCUUAGAAAAACUGGGAAUUGUUGUUGUGUUGUUACAAAGCUGUUUACAGAAGCCAGUGUUACAAGAAGUCGGUAAAGCAGUAUUAAAGGAAGCAUUAAUACAUAUCCAAGAAGCAUUCAACGUUCUAAAAGUUGCCCCAGCUUCACAAUUUAAAGUAACCUUAGAAGAACCACUGAAAGCCGUAUUAGCUAUAACGGAAGACCUGGAACAACAAUUGGUAAAUUCUGAAGAAAUUAUAUUACAAGAUAAUAUGAGGACUAUUGAAUCUAUCCAUGAAGUGAUAGUUAAAAUAAAAUCAUCAAACUUAGAUUUAGAAAUAGUGGAAGCUCUACAAGAACCUUUGAAAUUUCUGUAUGAUUCCAUUAAUCAUUUGAUUCCAAAUACAACGAAGAUAGAUUUAAAAAAGGAACAAGUACAUCAACUCUUAUUGAAACAAAAUAUUCUUCUGACUGAUUUAGAGCAAAUUCUUUCAAAUGCUGAGAUAGAAAACGUGGCAUUAAUAGAUAAUCUAAAAUUUUUGAAGUCUAACUGCUCAGAAAUAGUUGAUGUCUUUAGAGAAGACGCCGUGUUGCAAUGCCUUUGUGAACCAAACAAAUUCCUGAUUGUAAGCAUUUCUCAUUGGUUGGAAAACAACGAAACUUCAAAGAAAAUGUCAAAAACUCCAAGCAAAGACCAGCAAGUUUUAUCAGAAUUGUAUGGAAAAGUUAUAACAUUGCGUGGAGAACUUGAAAUGCUAAAUACCCAUCUUCAAGGGACUACUAGAAUUGAAGAAAGAAACAUUUUAUCAUUACUUACAGAAUUAAUAGGUCCACUAUUUAAUUUAUCUGCACAAAUAGAACUUACUGACAUUUUACCUGAAGAAUCAGAAGGUUUCAGACAAAACAUUGAUGAUAUUUCUAAUUUGUUACAGAUUUUGUCUAAUGUGAUAGAUAAGAGUAAUCAGAAAUUAACGAUUUCAGAAAAGACUGACAAAGAAAAUUUAAAAAUUAAACAAAUUUUGACAAAACUAAUUUCCAGUCUGAACAAAAUUAAAAAUUACGAAUGUAAGUUUACGCCUGGAUUAACAGUACUAAAUGAAAAACUGCAGUAUAUUCAACAACAAUUUGCUCAAAUUUCAACAGAAACCGACGCUCAAAUCAAUAAAAGUACAGAGGAAGCAAAAAUUAAACAGGAAAUAAGAAAAGACACGUCUUUCGUCAAAGAACUACGCCAAUCUGUACAAAUACUGGCUGUAGAAGUGACUUUACUUAAAACCAACGUAAAAGAAAGAUCCGAAAUCCUAGAAAAAGGAGUAUUAUCUAUUGUUAAAAUAUCUGCUUCUCUAAACGAUCUCUUACAGACAUUGGAGAAUAUUGAACAUAUACCUAAUGAUGGAUUGGAUGAUAUUACAGCUGAUACCUUUGAAAAAUCUGUUAGUGUUAAAGAUGAACUGGAAAAACUAACUGCCGUCGUUGUCAAAACAAACGAAAGCUUAAACAAACCGAAAAUUCUUGAGAAACAAAAAGCAGAAUUAAAAAAUGCUAUUGUAGCAGUGAAAGAAAAAUUAGACAAAGUUGUAACACAAACACUGCCAGAAAGUCAAAAACUUCGGCUCACAGAAGUUCAUCUUAAAGCAUUUACUGCCAAACUGGAAGAAGUGUUUAACGAAUUGACAGAAGAUGCAGUAAAAGUAAAAGAAAAUGAACCGAAUAAAGAAACACAAAACGAAAGAAAGCAAAGAAAGGAUAUCGCUCUCGUCGAAGAUCUCCAUCAACCCAUUCAAGUUUUAGCGGAAGAAAUUUCUUUACUUAAAGUUAAUGUAAAAAAAUACCCUCAACUUCCUCAAAAAGGAGUAUUGUCAGUUGUUGAAAUAUCUUCUUCUUUAAAUGACCUCUCACAGACCUUGAAAGAUAUUGAAAAAAUAAAUGAUGCUGGUUUGGAAGAUAUCAAAACUGAAACUAUGGAAAAAUAUGUCAGUGUUAAAAACGAACUGGAAAAACUAAUUUCAGUAAUUGUCAAAACAAACAAAAGUUUAAGAAAACCAAAAAUCUUGGAAAAACAAAAAUCAGAAUUAAAGAAAGCUAUCGUAGCGGUUAAAGAAAGAUUCGAAAACGUUGCAAUACAAACAUUGCCAGAAAGUGAAAAACUUCGACUCUGUGAAGUUCCUCUUAAAGCAUUUACGGCCAAACUUGAAGAAGUUGUCAAAGAGUUGACAGAAGAACUAGAAAAAGAAACAAAAAAUAAAGCAGAAGAAGAAACAAAACCAAGAAUGGAUACGGCUUUCGUCAAAGAACUUCGUCAACCUAUUCAAGUUUUAGCUGAAGAAAUUGCUUUACUUAAAGCCAAUGUAGAAUCAAACCCUCAACUUCUUCAAAAAGGAGUAUUAUCAGUUGUUGAAAUAUCUUCUUCUUUAAUUGACCUCUCACAGACCUUGGAAAAUACUGAACAAAUAGCUGAUGCUGGUUUAGAAGAUAUUAAAGCUGAAACUUUAGAAAAAUUUGUCAGUAUUCAGGAAGAAUUGGAAAAACUGACUGCAGUAGUUGUGAAAACAAACGAAAGUUUAAAGAGACCAGAAAUUAUAGAAAUGCAAAAAUUAGAAUUAAAGAAUGCUAUCAUAGCGGUUAAAGAAAAAUUAGAAAUAGUUGCUACAGAAACAUUGCCAGAAAGUCAAAAACUUCAGCUCUCAGAAGUUCCUCUUAAAGCAUUUACUGCCAAACUGGAAGAAGUUAUAAAAGAAUUGACUAAAGAUGCGGUAGAACAAGUCAAAGAGAAUGGACCAGAAAAAGAAGUAGAGAAAAAAACAGAACCAAGAAAGGAUACCGCUCUUGUCAAAGAACUUCGUCAACCUGUUCAAGUCUUAGCUAAAGAAAUUGCUUUACUUAAAGAUAAUGUAGAAAAAAAUAGUCAACUUCCUCAAAAAGGAGUAUUAUCAGUUGUUGAAAUAUCUACUUCUUUAAAUCAUCUCUCACAUACUUUGGAGAUUAUUGAAGAGACAGCUGAUGCUGGUUUGGAAGAUAUCAAAGCUGAAACUCUAGAAAAAUCCGUGAGUAUUAAGGAAGAACUGGAAAAACUAACUGCAGUAAUCGUCAAAACAAACGAAAGUUUAAGAAAACCAGAAACUUUGGAAAAACAAAAAACAAAAUUAAGGAAUGCUAUUGUAGCAUUUAAAGAAAAGUUAGAAACAUUUUCUACACAAACUUUGCCAGGAAGUCAAAAACUUCAGCUCUCAGAAGUUGCAUUUAAAGCAUUUACUGCCAAACUGGAAAAAGUUGUCACGGAAUUGACAGAAGAUAUCACAGAACAAGUUGAAGAAAAAGAACAAGAGAAAGAAAGAGGAAAAGAAUUAGAAAAAGAAACAAAAUCAAGAAAGGAUACCGCUCUCGUAAAAGAACUUCGUCAACCAGUUCAAGUUUUAGCUAAAGAAAUUACUUUACUUAAAGUUAAUGUUGAAGAAAACACUCAACUUUCUCAAAAAGGAGUAUUGGCAGUUGUUAAAAUAUCUUCUGUUUUAAAUGACCUCGCACAAAACUUGGAGGAUAUUGAAGAAAGAGCUGAUGCUGAUUUGGAAGAUAUUAAAACUGAAACUCUUGAAAAAUCUGUUAGUAUUAAGAAAGAAUUGGAAACAUUAAUUGCAGUAAUUGUGAAAACAAACGAAAGUUUAAAAAAUCCCGAAAUCAUAGAUAUGCAAAAAUCAGACUUAAAGAAUGCUAUCGUAGCAGUUAAAGAAUGCUUAGAAAAUUUUGCUGCACAAACGUUGCCAGAAAGUCAAAAACUUCAACUCUCAAAAGUGCCUCUAAUAGCAUUUACUGCCAAACUGGACGAAGUUAUCAUAGAGUUGACAGUAGAAGCAGAAGAACAAGUCAAAGAAAAUGAACCGAAAAAAGAACCGGAAGAAGAAACAGAAGAAGGAACAGAAAACGAAACAAAACAAAGGAAAGAUACCACUCUCGUCAAAGAACUUCGUCAACCCAUUAAAGUUUUAGCUGAAGAAAUUUCUUUACUUAAAUCUAAUGUAGAAUCAAACCCUCAACUUCCUCAAAAAGGAGUAUUAUCAGUUAUUGAAAUAUAUGCUUCAUUAAAUGACCUCUCAGAGACCUUGAAGAAUAUUGAACAAAUAGCUGAUGCUGAUUUGAAAUAUAUUACAGGUGAAACUCUGGAAAAGUCUGUCAGUAUUAAGAAAGAACUGGAAAAGCUAACUACAGUAGUUGUAAAAACAAACGAAAGUUUAAAGAGCCCAGAAAUCUUGGAAAAACAAAAAACAGAAUUAAAGAAUGCUAUCGUAGCAGUUAAAGAAAAAUUAGAAAAAGUUGCUUCGCAAACGCUGCCAGAAAGUCAGAAACUUCAGCUCUCAGAAGUUCCUCUAAAAGCACUGACUGCCAAACUGGACGAAGUCAUCAAUGAGUUGACAGUAGAGGCGGAAGAACAAGUCAAAGAAAGAGAACCAGAAGAAGAAACAAAAAGAGGAGAGAAAGAAAUAAAACCCAGAAUAGAUACCGCUCUCGUCAAAGAACUUCGUCAACCCAUUGAAGUUUUAGCUGAAGAAAUUUCUUUACUUAAAUCUAAUGUAGAAUCAAACCCUCAACUUCCUCAAAAAGGAGUAUUAUCAGUUAUUGAAAUAUAUGCUUCAUUAAAUGACCUCUCACAGACCUUGAAGAAUAUUGAACAAAUAGCUGAUGCUGAUUUGAAAGAUAUUACAGGUGAAACUCUGGAAAAGUCUGUCAGUAUUAAGAAAGAACUGGAAAAGCUAACUACAGUAGUUGUAAAAACAAACGAAAGUUUAAAGAGCCCAGAAAUCUUGGAAAAACAAAAAACAGAAUUAAAGAAUGCUAUCGUAGCAGUUAAAGAAAAAUUAGAAAAUGUUGCUUCGCAAACGCUGCCAGAAAGUCAGAAACUUCAGCUCUCAGAAAUUUCUCUAAAAGCACUGACAGCCAAACUGGACGAAGUCAUCAAUGAGUUGACAGUAGAGGCGGUAGAACAAGUCAAAGAAAGAGAACCAGAAGAAGAAACAGGAAGAGGAGGAGAGAAAGAAAUAAAACCCAGAAAAGAUACUGCUCUCGUCAAAGAACUUCGUCAACCCGUUCAAGUUUUAGCUGAAGAAAUUUCUUUACUUAAAGCUAAUGUAGAAACAAACUCUCAACUCCCUCAAAAAGGAGUAUUGUCAGUUGUUGAAAUAUAUUCUUCUUUAAAUGACCUCGCAGAAACUUUAGAGAAUAUUGAACAAAUAGCUGAUGCUGAUAUGGAAGAUAUUAAAGCUGAAACUCUGGAAAAAUCUGUCAGUAUUAAGAAAGAAUUGGAAAAAUUAACUUCCGUAAUUGUUAGAACAAAAGAAAAUUUAAAGAAACCAGAAAUCAUAGAAAUGCAAAAAUCAGAACUAAAGAAUGCUAUUGUAGCAGUUAAAGAAAAAAUAGAAAAGUUUGCUGCACAAACUUUGCCAGAAAGUCAGAAACUUCAGCUCUCAGAAGUUCCUUUAAAAGCAUUCAAUGCCAAACUGGGCGACGUUAUCAUAGAGUUGACAGUAGAGGCAGUAGAACAAGCCAAAGAAAAUGAACCGGAAAAAGAACUGGAAGAAGAAACAGAAAGAGGAACAGAGAACAAAACAAAACAAAGGAGAGAUACCUCUCUCGUUAAAGAACUUCGUCAACCCCUUCAAGUUUUAGCUGAAGAAAUUUUUUUACUUAAAUCUAAUGUACAAUCAAACCCUCAACUUCCUCAAAAAGGAGUAUUAUCAGUUGUUGAAAUAUCUGCUUCAUUAAAUGAGCUCUCACAGACCUUAAACAAUAUUGAACAAAUAGCUGAUGCUGAUUUGGAAGAUGUCACAGCUGAAACUCUAGAAAGGUCUAUCACUAUUAAGGAAGAAUUGAAAAAACUAACUAUAGUAAUAGUCAAAACAAACGAAAGUUUAAAGAUACCAGAAAUAUUGGAAAAACAAAAAACAGAAUUAAAGAAUGCUAUCGUAGCAGUUAAAGAUAAAUUAGAGAAAGUUGCUGCACAAACGUUGCCAGAAAGUCAGAAACUUCAGCUCUCAGAAGGUCCUCUUAAAGGACUUACUGCUAAAUUAAAAGAAGUCUUGAAGGAAUUGGAAGAAGUUCCUGUGGAACAAGAAACAAAAAAAGAAGCGGAAAGAGAACGAAUACCAAGAAAAGAUACCAGUCUUAUAAAAGAAAUUCGUCAGCCAGUGCAAGUUCUUGCUGAGGAAGUGGCUCUACUUAAAGUAAAAGUAGAAAAAAUUCCUAAAACUCCUCAAUCAGGAGUAUUGACCAUUGUUAAAAUAUCUGCUUCUCUAAAUGAGCUAUCACAGAUCUUGGAGAAUAUUGAACAAAUAGAUGAUACGAAUUUGGAAGAUAUCAAAGCUGAAACGUUGGAACAUUCUGUUAUCAUUAAAGAAGAAUUGGAAAAACUGACUGCUGUAAUUGUAAAUACAAAUGAAAGCUUGAAAAAACCGGAAAUAUUGGAGAAACAAAGAGCAGAAUUAAAGAGCGCCAUUGUGGCGGUAAAAGAAAAAUUGGAACAAUUAUUAACAAAAACAUUGCCUGGAAGUCAAAAACUCCAGCUCUCCGAAGUUGCUUUUAAAUCACUUACUGCAAAACUGGAGGAAGUUUAUAAAGAAUUGUUAGAAAAAGAAGGAGAGACAGCAGAAGAAGCAGAAGCAGAAACAGAACCAAUUCCUAAAAAAAAUAUCGCACUCAUUAAAGAACUUCGUCAACCAUUCCAAGUUCUAGCUGAAGAAGUGGCUCUACUUAAAUUUACUGUUGAGAAGAUUCCUCAGCUUCCUCAAAAAGGAGUUUUAUCCAUUAUUGAAAUAUCUGCUUCUCUAAAUGACCUCUCAAAAUCCUUUGAGAAUAUUGAUAAAAUUCCUGAUGCUGAUUUGGAAGAUAAUAAAGAUGAAACUCUGGAAAAAUCGGUCAGUAUUAAAGACAAAUUAGAAAAAUUAACUGCAGUAAUUAUCAAAACAAACGAAAGCUUAAAAAAACCAAAAAUUGAAGAAAUACAAAAAUCAGAAUUAAAGAAUGCCAUUGUAGCGGUUAAAGAAAAAUUAGAAAAAUUUGUUGCACAAACAUUGCCAGAAAGCCAAAAGCUCAACCUUUCAGAAGUUCAUCUUAAAACCUUUACUGCAAAACUGGAAGAAGUUGUCAAAGAAUUGACGGAAGAUGCAGUAGAAGAACUGCAAGAAAAAGAAUCGGAGAAAGAAACAGAAGAAUCAGAGAAAGCAGAAUUACCAGAAACUGUGGUAAUAACAGAAAUAGGAAAAAAUACAGAAAUAGAAAAUGAACCAAAACUAAGAAAAGAUACUGCUCUUAUCAAAGAACUUCGACAACCUGUUCAGGUUCUAGCUGAAGAAGUGGCUUUACUCAAAGCUAAUGUAGAAAAAACACCUAAGCUUUCUCAAAAAGGGGUUUUUUCACUUGUUCUAACAUAUUCGUUCCUUAACGACCUCUCACAGACUUUGGAGAAUAUUGAACAAAUAGAUGAUGCUGGCUUGGCAGAUAUCAAAACUGAGACUCUGGAAAGAUCUGUCAGUAUUAAAGAUGAAACAAAAAAAUUAACAGCAGUUAUUGUCAAAAUAAACGAAAGCUUAAAUAAAUCAAAAAUUUUAGAAAUACAAAACACAGAUGUAAAGAAUGCCAUUGCAGCGGUUAUAGAACAAUUAGAAAAAGUAGUUGUACACACAUUUCCAGAAAGCAAAAAGCUUCAGCUCUCAGAAGUUCCUUUCAAUGCACUUACUUCAAAACUAAAAGAAGUCAUCAAAGAGAUAACGGAAGCUCCGGUAGAACAGGUGCAAGAAACUGAAACAGGAAAGCAAACAAAACCAAGAAACGAUACAAAUCUUAUAAAAGAACUUCGCCACCCAGUGCAAAUGCUAGCUGAAGAAAUUGCUUUACUUAUGGCCAAUGUUAAUAAAAACCCUCAACUUCCUCAAAAAGGUGUAUUUUCUGUUAUUAGAAUAUUUGCUUCCCUUAAUGACCUCUCACAGACCUUGGAGUAUAUUGAACAAAUGGAGGAUUCAGGUUUGGAAGACAUGAAAGACGAAACUCUGGAAAAAUCUGUCAGUAUUAAAGAAGAAAUGGUAAAACUAACUGCAGUAAUUGUCAAAACAAACAAAAGCAUAAAAAAACCAACAUUUUUGGAGAAACAAAAAACAGAAAUAAAGAAUGCCAUUGUAGCGGUUAAAGAAAAAUUAGAAAAAGUUGUUACUCAAACAUUACCAGAAAGCCAAAAGCUUCGGCUCUCAGAAAUUCCUCUCAAAACACUUACUUCAAAACUGGAAGAAGUUGUCAAAGAAUUGACACAGGAUGUAGUGGAAGAGCGGCAAGAAAAAGAACCGGUAAAAGAAUCAGAAAAAUCAGAAAAAGAAAUAAUGAAAGUAACUGAAAAAGUAGUUUCAGAAGUAGAAAAAGAUGCAGAUAAAGCAACAGAACAAGAUAUAAAAAAAGAACCAACAGCAAGAAAGGAUACUGCCCUUAUCAAAGAACUUCGGCAACCUAUUCAAGUUCUAGCUGAAGAAGUGGCUUUACUUAAAGCUAAUGUAGAAAAAUCUCCCAAGUUUUCUCAGAAAGGGGUAUUGACUGUUGUUGAAAUAUAUUCUUUCUUAAAUGACCUCUCACAGACCUUGGAAAAUAUUGAACAAAUAUCUGAUGCUGGUUUGGAAGAUAUCAAAGUUGAAACUCCCGAAAUAUCUGUUAGCAUUAAAGAAGAAUUUGAAAAACUAACUGCUAUUAUUGUCAAAACAAAUGAAAGCUUGAAGAAACCAAAAAUUUUAGAAAAACAAAAAACAGAAUUAAAGAAUGCAAUUGUGGCGGUUAAAGAAAAGCUAGAAAACACUGUUACACAAAUAUUGCCAGGAAGCCAGAAGCUUCAGCUUUCAGAAGUUCAUAUUAAAGCACUUACUGCCAAAUUGGAAGAAGUUGUUAAAGAAUUAACAGAAGCUACAGAAGAAAAGUCCCAAGAAAAAGAACCGGACAGAGAAAUAGAAGAAUCAGAGAAAGAAACAAUUAAAACACCAGAAAAAGUAGUGACAGAAGUAGAAGAAGCUGUCAAAAGAGCAACAGAAAAAGAGGUAGAAAAAGAACCAAAAGCAAGAAAGGAUACUGCUCUUAUCAGAGAACUUCGACAACCUGUUCAAAUUUUAGCUGAAGAAGUGGCUUUACUUAAAGCUAAUGUAGAAAAAACUCCCAAGCUUUCUCAGAAAGGGGUAUUGACUGUUGUUGAAAUAUAUUCUUUUUUAAAUGACCUCUCACAGACCUUAGAGAAAAUUGAACAAAUACCUGAUGCUGGUUUAAAAGAUAUCAAAGCUGAAACUCUGAAAAGAUCUGUUAGUAUUAAAGAAGAAUUUGAAAAACUAACUGCAGUUAUUAUCAAAACCAAUGAAAGCUUAAAGAAACCAAAAAUUUUAGAAAAACAAAACACAGAAUUAAAGAAUGCUAUUGUAGCAGUUAAAGAAAAGUUAGGAAAAGUUUUUACUCAAAUAUUGCCAGAAAGCCAAAAACUCCAGCUCUCAGAAGUUCCUCUCAAAGCACUAACUGUAAAACUGGAAGAAGUUGUCAAAGAACUGACAGGAGAUGCAGUAGAACAAGUGCAAGUCAAUGAACCAGAAGUUCCAACAAAAGAAAUUUCGCAAAAACUAAAUGAAGAAGUAGUAAUAAAUAUUUGUAAUUCAUUAAAUAGAUUAAAAUCAACUCUUCAAAAUAUUGAAAGUCCUAGUAUAUUGCUUAAUGAAACUAUUUUGGACAUAUCCGGCAUAACUGAAACCUUAUCUAUUUUGGAAAAUAAAUUUAAAACUGAAAAGCCGACCUUUAUUGAUGACAACUUAGUUAAUACACUAAUGUCAAUGGUAGAUACAUUUAAUAAUAUAGAUCAACUGAUUAUUCUAUUGAGUACUGCUCCAAUUGCUUUAAAUAUAGAUGAUAUUAGCAAAAAUACUUUGUCAAUCGCUGCUAACAUGAAAAAUGUAAGCGAUACUCUUAAUGUUUGCUUCUCAAGUACUGUUAUUGCUCCAUUGGAAUUUGUUACGCUAAAGUUGAACAAUUUGGUAGACAAUGUACAACAAGUGAAUGAAAUUUUAAGAGAAAUAAGUCAGAUUAAAGUUGAAACAUGUAGACUGCAUGAUUUUUAUAAAUGCAUUUUCUUCAAUGAUAAACUCAGUGAUAGUAAUCUUAAGAAAUUUUCAACAGUGCACGAGUCUAUAUUUAAACUAAUUGAUAUUGUGAACAAUAACGGCUUGGACUGGGCAGGAGUGCAAAGUUUAAAGAAAGUUGUUGAAUCUCUGGAUGCAGUUUCAAAAAUUGUUAAUGAUUCUGAGGUAUAUCUGCUGAAGGAAUUAACAAUAUCAAAAGACUGUUUAGAAAACGAAAUUAAAAAUAUUGUUAUCAGCGAGUUAAAAUAUGAAACCAACAAGAUAAUUAAAAAUAUUACGGAAUACUGCACUGAGACUAAUACAAAAUUAAUGUUUAGAUGUGAUCUUGAUACGAUCAAACAUUUAAAGUUACCAGUAACUCAGCUUGUCGAAGAACUCAAUAUCAUUAACAAAAAAAUAUCAAAAUCUGCCAAAUUUAUAACACAAUUAAAGAAACUAAAAGACUCAAUUGGCAAUUUUGAUGAAAAUUUAACAGUAAUUGAAAAAUCGAGUAUCCAUCAAAUUCCAAAUAUUUCCGGUCCACUAUUAGCCGAAUUGGAAAAAUUGGUUUCUCCAUUAGAAGAGCUGCUAAUUGAGUUAGUAAAAUUCAAUUCCAUGAUAGACAAACCAGAUAUCGAAAAUUACCAAGAGUUAGAGAACCAGUUCAAAAAACCAAUCAAACAAAUUAAAAUUAUUGAAGAUAUUCUUAGUUCAAACGACAUUUACAACAAUGUGCUAUUGAAACCAUUACAAAAUAUAAGAAAAGCUAUUGAAGAAUUUGAAGAAAAAAUAACAAUAGAAUCAACUUUAGAACAACAAGAAAAAUUAUCGAGAUAUUUAGAACCUUUUGUUAAAUUAUUAAAAAAUGUUGAGGUUGUCGGAUCAGAUAUUAAGCUUUUGACGCAACCACUUAGUGUAGCAAGUUCUUUGUUAAAGUUGGAGACUCCUAUAACAAAUAUAAUCGACAAUAUUAAAAAAUUAAAAGUAGCAUCCGCUAUUCUCAAAGAUCUAGAAUCUGUGUCAGCAUCAUUACAAAAACCUCUUUAUGAGCUAUCUAAAGUAAUUAAUAAUAUUAACAGUAUCAUGACAGAUACAGAAAUUCUGCAAGUAGAACUACCUGGUAUUAUUGAAUCCUUGAAAACUAUAUUACAAGAUUUAAACGCACCAGAAACUAUUAUUAAAUUAAGGAAAGUAAAUAUGGUUGAAGAUGUAGAAGAUGUUGUGAAAGUUUUGAAUAAGACUUUAGAUGAAGCUGGUAAAGAGAGGCUAGAUUAUAAAGUGUUGACCGAUCUUUACUCCUCAGGACAAAAUUUGAUCCGAUCCUUAGCUAGAUUAAACUCCAAAUCCAAGGUAUUUAAAGAAAUUGAUGAAGAACUAGUAUUGACGUUAAGUGAUUUACAUAACCCAGUUGACCUGUUGAUGGGAAACAUCAUGGUAGCUAGAGAAAUAGUUUUUAACGCAGAUUUUUCUAAAAAUUACGUUAAUAAUUUGAAUAAUAUCGGAGAUGCAUUAACUGGAGUUAGUUUAUUCUUGGAAGAUGUUUGCAAUAAUCCAGAAAACUUGAAAACAAUGAAAGAUUAUGAUAAAGAAAUUCAAUUACUGUUAAAAGGUACAAAAUCAGCAGCUGAAAAAACUUGUAAGGUGCUAGUUUUAAACGAGAAGAUGGAAAUAAUAUCACAAGCUUUAAAUUUGUUCAUCCAAGAUUUAAUUACUUUGGAAGAUAAAGUUAACAAAGAAAUAUGUGUACGAAGAAAUGAUUAUUUAUUUAUUAAGAAGCUUAAACAAUCGACCAUUGAUCUCAAGACAAGUAUAAUCAAAGCAUUAGGUACUAAAUUGAAACCUCUUGUAAACAGUUUAAACAUUCUCCAGGAAACUUUAAUAGAUCAAGAAAAGACAAUCAACACAAACAAUGAUGAUCUUCCAGAGACUUUGAUAAAUUCAAUACAGCUAAAUGUAAGUUUUAACAACUGUCAACAAAGUGACGCUCAAGAUCAAUUACGCGUUAUUUAUUAUCUGGACGAAUUGAAACGCGCAACAGAAAACACAAUAAGUGCGACCAACAAUUUAAAAUUUUUCCAACCUAUAAAUGCAGCCCUUGAAGUGCUUUUAGAAGAUAUUAAAAAUAUCUUUGAAAAUGAGAAACACAUCAAUGAAACGGAGGAGCCGAUAGAAAUAGUAGAAGAAAAGGAGGAAUUAAAAGAAACAGAAGUAAAAGAAAAAGACGAACUUCAUAAGGACGAAGACAAAGACAUUAAUCAAAAUGAAACAGAAGACCUGGAGAAAGAAGAAAUGAAAGAGAUAGAACAAAAAAAUGAAAAAAAUGAACUUGAAAAGAAGGAACAAGAAGAAAAAGAAAAGAAGGAACAUGAUAUGAAAGAAGAAGAACUGACAAAGAAGGAGGAAGAGUUAAAACAGAAAGAGAGAGAGGAAGUACUUAAAAAGACAGAAGAGUUGAAAAACAAAGAAAAAGAGGAGUUAAAGCAAAAAGAAACGGAAAAAGAGGAACAACUUAAAAAACAGGAAGAAGCAAAAUUAAAGAAAAAUAAAGAAAAGGAAGAUGCAUUGAAAAAGAAAGAACAAGAGAAGGAGGAACUUCGUAAGAAAGACGAAGAGGAAUUACAAAAGAAAGAGGAACUACGUAAGAAAGAAGAAGGCGAUCAUAGAAAGGCUGAUAAUUUGAAAGAGAAAGAAGAGGAAGAAUUAAAAAAGAAAGAAAUGGAAAAUGAGAGACUUGUUAAAAAAGACAAAGAAGCAAAAUUGAAAAAGGAAGAGGAAGAUAUGAAUAAGAAAAAACAAGAAGAGGAAAUACGUGCGACAGAAGAAUUGAAAAAGAAAGAACAAGAGGAAUUAAAACAGAAAGAAAAUGAAAAAGAGGAACUACUCAAAAAAGAUAAAAAAGCAAAAUUAAAGAAAAAGAUGGAAAAGAAGGAAGAAGAAAUAAAAAUUAAAGAACAAGAGAAAGAGAAACAACGUAAGAAAGAAGAAGACGAACUUAAAAAGGCUGAGAAACUGAAAAAGAAAGAAGAAGAGGAAUUAAAACAAAAAGCCGAAGAGCUAUUGAAACAGAAAGAAAUGGAAAAAGAGGAAGAAGCAAAAUUAAAAAAUAAGGAAAAGGAAGAAGACAUGAAAAAUAUAGAACAAGAGAAAGGAGAGCACGAUCUUAAAAAUACAGAAGCAUUGAAAAUGAACGAAGAAGAAUCAAAUCAAAAAGAAAAGGAGAAUGAAAAACUUCUUGUAAAAGAGGAAGAAUCAAAAUUGAAAAAAGAAAUGAAUAUAGAACAAGAAGAGGAAGUUCGUGCAAAAGAAAAAGAAGAAGAAGAAGAACUGCGUAAGAGAGAAGAAGAGAUACAACAUAAAAAAGACGAAGAACAUCGUAAAAAUAUAAAGGAAUUGAAAAAGAAAGAAGAAGAGGAAUUAAAGCAAAAAGAAAAUGAAAAAGAGGAACUACUUAAAAAAGAAAAAGAAGCAAAAUUAAAUAAAAAGAGGGAAAAGAAAGAAAAAGAACUGAAAAUAAAAGAACAAGAAAAAGAAAAACAACGUAAGAAAGAAGACGAACUUAAAAAGGCAGAGGAACUGAAACAGGAAGAAGAAAAGCAAUUAAAACAGAAAGAGGUGGAAAAAGAGAAACUUAUAAAACAAGAAGAAGAAGAAGAAGAAGAAGCAAAAUUGAAAAGGGAAGAGGAAUAUGUGAAUAAGAAGAAACAAGAAGAGGAACUACGUAAAGAAGAAGAGAUACAACGUAAGAAAGAAGAAGAGAUACAAAGUAAAAAAGAGGAAGAGAUACAACGCAAAAAAGAGGAAGAGAUACAACGUAAAAAUGAGGAAGAGAUAAAACUUAAAAAAGAGGAAGAACACCUUAAAAAGAUGAAGGAAUUAAAAAUGAAAGAAGAAGAGGAAUUAAAGCAGAAAGAAAAUGAAAAAGAGGAACUACUUAAAAAAGAAAAAGAAGCAAAAUUAAAUAAAAAGAGGGAAAAGAAAGAAAAAGAACUGAAAAUAAAAGAACAAGAAAAAGAAAAACAACGGAAGAAAGAAGAAGACGAACUUAAAAAGGCAGAGGAACUGAAACAGGAAGAAGAAAAGCAAUUAAAACAGAAAGAGGUGGAAAAAGAGAAACUUAUAAAACAAGAAGAAGAAGAAGAAGAAGCAAAAUUGAAAAGGGAAGAGGAAUAUGUGAAUAAGAAGAAACAAGAAGAGGAACUACGUAAAGAAGAAGAGAUACAACGUAAGAAAGAAGAAGAGAUACAAAGUAAAAAAGAGGAAGAGAUACAACGCAAAAAAGAGGAAGAGAUACAACGUAAAAAUGAGGAAGAGAUAAAACUUAAAAAAGAGGAAGAACACCUUAAAAAGAUGAAGGAAUUAAAAAUGAAAGAAGAAGAGGAAUUAAAGCAGAAAGAAAAGGAAAAAGAGGUACUACUUAAAAAAACAAAAUUGAAUAAAAAGACUGAAGAGAAGGAAGAAGAACUAAAAAUGAAAGAACAAGAGAAAGAGGAACAAUGUAAGAAAGAGGAAGGCGAACUUAAAACAGCAAAAGAAUUGAAUCAGAAAGACGAGAAUAAAUUGAAACAAAAAGUAUUGGUAGACGAGGAACUUAUUAAACAAGAGGAAGAAGCAAAAUUAAAAAAUAACGAAAAGAAAGAAGAGAUGAAAAAAAUAGAAAAAGAGAACGAAGAACUACGGAAGAAAGAAGAAGAAGAUAUUAAAGAGACAGAGUCAUUGAAAAUUAAAGAGAGAGAAGAAUCAAAACAAAAAGAAAAGAAGAAUGAGGAAGUUAUUAAAAAAGAGGAAAAAGCAAAAUUAAAAAAAGAGGAAGAAAUAAUUAAGAAGCAACAAGAAGAAAAACUACGUGUAAAAGAAAAAGAAGAAAUACGUAAGAGAAAAGAAGAGGUACAACGUAAAGACGAGACAGAACAGUUUAAAAAGAUAGAGGAAUUGAAAAAGAAAGAAGAAGGGGAAUUAAAGCAGAAAGAAAAGGAGAAGGAAGAAUUACUUAAAAAAGAAAAAGAAGCAAAAUUAAAGAAAAAUCAAAAGAUGGAAGAAGAACUGAAAGCAAAAGACCAAGAGAAAGUGGAACAACGUAAGAGAGAAGAAGAGGAAUUAAAAAAUAAGGAGCAACUGAAAAAGAAAGAAGAUGAAGUUAAAAAGGAGGAAGAAGCCAAAUUGAAAAAGAAAAAAGAGGACCAAGUAAAAAAGAAAGAAAUAGAGGAACUAAAACAGAAGGAAGAUAAAGAACAAAAACGUAAACUAGAAAUUAGAAAAACAGAAGAAACGCUUAAAAAGAAAGAAUUGGACCUAAACCAAACAGAAAAACUUUCAAAGAAAGAAGAAGAUACGAAAAAGAAAGGAGAAGAUGAGCUAUGUAUAAAAGAUGAUGAAAUAAAAACGAAAGAAGAACAAAAAAUUAAAAAGAAGAUAAGAGAUAAAGAUGACCUAAUAAUUCAAAGUGAAACUGGCGUAGAAAAAAAAAAUAUACAUCGUCAGAUAGACGAACAGAACUUAGAAAACGGAGAGAUUACAAAAAAAAGCAUUAAAGAUAACUCUAAAGUUACCGAUACAACUCGUCCAGUAAUAGACAAUCUAGACGAUUACAAACCACCAUCUUAUCAGGGCUCGGUCUAUGUUGGCAGGAAACCAUUCUUUAGUACCGGCUUGAAGAAUUCAUCAGCAAUCAUAGGCUCCAAUAUACAACUGAUUUGCAAUUUAGUUGCCGAUGAACAUCUUAAAGUAUACUGGUUGAAAAAUGAUAAACUGAUAGAAGAAGGUUUACAUUGUAUGAGCAAAUUCAUUAAUAAUACAGCUACUUUGGAAUUAAGUAACGUUCAUUUAACUGACAGUGGAGAAUAUGCUUGUGUAGCUAGUAAUGAAAAUGGCGAAACAGUAAGUUUUGCUUACUUAGAAGUUUCUAACGAAACCGAUAUAAAGCCAUCACCUCCUGUGUUUACCAGAAAUAUUACUGAUCAUUAUAAAAUGUCAAAUGAUGAACUUACUUUUGAAUGCAAAGUUAAGAGUUACAGAACGCCAAAUGUAAGCUGGUACAAGGAUGGUCAGGAAUUAGGAACAUCAGCUAGAUAUGCGCAAAGUUACUUAUCAGACGGAACUUGUAGGCUCAGUAUUACCAAUCCUGAAAGAGCUGAUAGCGGAAGAUAUUCUUGCAGAUUAGAUAAUGAUCUAUGGAGCGAUCAGCUAUCAUAUGACUUCAAAUUUGAAGGUAAAAAAGAAUAUAUUCGGUACAAAUCCAGGCAGAAAGAAUAUCGUGAUAGCAGCUUAACCAGAUCAACAAGACCUUAUUUCUCCGGAAUUAUGACUGACAGUAAUGUACCAACUGGAGGCACCAUGGCGCUGCAAGUCGAAGUAAAAGGAAGUCCACUGAAUGUUUCUUGGUACAAAGAAAGUUUAAGACUAUCAAAUUCAUCGUCUAGGCAUCAGAUAUUUAACGAAAGAAACGUUCAUACUUUACUGGUUCCGAACGUUAACGAAUAUGAAGCUGGAAAAUAUAUUUGUAGGGCUUUAUAUCCUCAGGGAAGUACGGAAACGUCUGCUUACGUUCAAGUCGUCCAAUCUUGUACACCGCAUAGAAAACCUGCUAUGUUCCUUUCAAGACCAGACAAAAUCUUGAGCCUUCGCGAAGGAGAUGACAUCGUCGUAUCAUUUAGAGUGGCCGGUGAUCCUAAACCUACAGUUACAUGGAUGAAGGGUCUUAAAGACAUCACGACCAGUAUGAGAUCGUACAAAGAAAAGUCUGAUGAUUACAUGAGAAUGACUUUAAAAAGGAUCACAGUUGAAGACUCUGGGACUUAUUGUAUCCUAGCCAAAAAUUGUUAUGGGUGCGACAGAGCUUUUUUCACUGUGAAAUUGAGGGAUAGAGCUAGAUCGCUGACGCCUGUCAGAAGUCAGUUUGGUUUCGACGUUCAUUCUUACCAUGACAUUUAUAGGGACAGCGAUGUUCCCGGGCCCAUUCCAAGUCAACCAACUGUCGUGGAAUCCGGCAGGAACUGGCUGUGUCUGGCUUGGGACAAACCAGAACAAAAAUCGACGGUGCCCAUUUUGGCUUAUCGUGUAGAAAUGUGGGCCAGAGGUGCUGAAGGAGCCAGAUGGACAGAAAUAGGCGUUACUCCAUUGAACUCAUUCGAUGUGUUUAACCUAAAACCGGAAGUGGAAUAUCAAUUUAGAAUAACGCCAAGAAACAGAUACGGAUGGGGCGAGAGCGUUCAAAGUAGUGUCAUGACGUUGGGAAAGCCAACAAGUUUACCUGAAUUUACUAAGAUACUGCCUGGACAGCACAAGGCUUUACUGGGAUCUGAAGUUAUUUUGGAAUGUGAAGUACAAGGAGAACCAAUUCCCACUAUACGUUGGGUCAAAGAUUCGCAAGAAAUAUUCACGGAAGAUGAUGAACGUUAUUACAUUUCUCAAAUCGGUAACAUAUGUUCCCUAGGGAUAUCAAACGUCCAGAAUUCUGAUUCAGGACGUUUUAUGUGCGAAGCCACUAACAAAGUAGGACGUGUAUCUACUUUUGCCAGACUGUCGGUGGUCAAAGAUCCCAAACUGUUGACGGCCGAGUCGAGAUUACGACUGGGUGUUGCAAAUUUCAACAGCACGGAUCCUCUACCACCACAAUUCACCAUGAGGCUCAGAGAUAGACGAGUAGAAAUGACUUACCCAGUGAGAUUAACCUGUCAAGUAAUCGGGUACCCAACGCCAAGUGUGAAAUGGUACAAAGAUGGAACAGAAAUUCUAGCAGAUGAUCGCCAUGCUUUCUUUAGGGAUGACAAUUUCCAGACUUUAGAAGUCACCAGGACGCAUUUAGACGAUUCUGGAACUUACGUAAUGUCAGCGGACAACGAACACGGUUCUGUAUCGUGUAGAUGUAAUUUGAUUGUUGAUAAAGGUAUCAAAGAUUAUAUUUCACCGAUUUUCCUUAAUUAUCUGGAUCCAUCCGAAGCGAAAGUCAAAGAAGGUGGCGAAUUAAGGUUGAAAGGAAGAGUUGAAGGGUAUCCGGGUGUAGGACUGGCUUGGUUCAAAGAUGGGGUUAGGUUACGUCCGUCACGUCGAUUCGUUAUGACUCUAUCGUACGACGGUACACUAGAGUUGUCGAUCGGAAAAAUUUUGAACAAAGAUUUCGGACUGUAUACUUGCGUGGUUAGCAACGAAGUGGGCAGGGCUCAAAGCAGCGCCAGAGUUGAGUGUUUGGACCAAACGGCCGCUACUGAUGCCAGAAACGGUGCCGUUAGAUCUGAUAUACCGUAUUCCAAGGAACCCAGAUUUUUGAAGAAACCUAGAUCAUCGGAAGCCUACGAAGGAGACGACAUCGUCAUUUUAUGCGAAGUAAUUGGAGAUCCCAAACCAGAGGUUUUGUGGCUUCGAGACUUCUUGAAGCCUGACUAUUACAGAGAUGCAGCUCAUUUCCACAGAGUGGAAGAAGGACCCGAAUAUCGUCUCGAAAUUCCGAACGCCAAAAUAGACUAUACUGGUACUUACACCGUUUACGCCAAAAACUGUCAUGGUGAUGCCAAAGCCAUCAUAUCUUUACAAAUAAAAGUUAAAGAUCCGAAACCAUUGAAAGACGAAAUGGGAAAGAAGAAAAUUGCAGAGGUUCAAACUCUUCCAGAGAUUGUUAAGGAACUGAGCGACAUUCGUUGCUGUGAUGGGGAUUCGGCAACAUUAGAAUGCAAAGUAUUUGCUACACCUGCACCAGACAUUCGCUGGGAAAGAAAUGGCAAGUUGGUCCAUUUAGGAGAGGAUUUCAAUGCACAUUUCGAUGGAGAGACGGCCAGAUUGUCGAUAAAUCAAGUGUACCCUGAAGACGAAGGAGAGUACACUUGCGUGGCUCACAACACUCUAGGAACAGCUUCCACAUCCGCAUGCCUCGUUGUUGAUCUUCCAGAAGAAAAAGAAAACCUCCUGAGCCAACAACUCAAACGCCCGACUGGUUUCGUAGACACGUCAACGCCCAAAUCCUUCAACAGACCGUCCUCAACAAGAACCUUGUCGCCGUUACCGUCAUACAGAGACCGAGGCGUAACCGAGUUCCGGCCCAACAGAAUCCGCGCUGCGCCUCCGAAAUUCUACGCCUACCCCCACAACAGAGUGGCGGAACAAGGAGAGACCGUAAGGUUUCAAUGCGCCGUCGCCGGUCAUCCGGACCCGUGGGUCACAUGGGAGAAAGACGGAGUAGUAGUCACUCCAUCGGCGAGGUUACGGAUGACUGAGAGGGAGGAUCUUAGAACUUUGGAAAUAAGCGAUGUUAUCCCUAGCGAUUCUGGAGUGUAUAAAAUAAUUUUGGAGAAUGAUGUUGGAAGAAUUGAAACGUCAGCUAAAUUAGAUGUUAUCGGACAUCGGAUUGUGUCUUCUAGGGGUUUGAGGACGAGGAGUUUGUCUCCAAAACCUGCUCCGAAUUAUUCGAAACAUUUCAUGGGAGAUUUAAGCAAUUUAGGAAGUCGAGGAGAUUUUCAAUACAGCUAUCGUUCAAAUCUAUCAUCGUACUGUAAAUUCUACAGAGAUCUAUACGAUAGCACUGAUACAUCUAUUUUAAGACCGGAGAUUUUUAAAAGCCUUCCUAAGAACUUAAAGAUGUCCGAAGGUCGAUCUGUUAAUCUACAAGUUGAAGUACUUGGUAAACCUCCUUUUGAUGUGGUCUGGAUGAAGGAUGCUUGUAUUUUGCCUGAUUGUGAAGAUUUUCAGCAAACUGUUACUGAAGACGGAAUCAUUUCCCUGUACUUACCCGACGUGUAUCCACAAGAUUCUGGGAACUACAGAUGCGAGAUUUAUAAUUUGUAUGGGGACGCGUUCUCUAACUGUUAUUUAACUGUACAAGAUACGAUAAAUGUAGAACCCCGAAUUGAUAUCGUCGAACACCCAUCUUCAGUGUCAAUUAACGAAGGAGGUACUGCCUCAUUUUCCGUGAAAACUCAGAAUCGCACCAACGAAAAAGCAAUGAUAGAGUGGAAAGUAGGCGGGAAAAUAGUAACACGAAACGAAAAGUUUAAGGUAGAGGAAGACGGUGACGCGAACGUUCUUCGCAUCGUGGGGGUGACGAGGACAGACGUCGGCCCCAUCGAGUGUUCGCUGGUACUCCAAAGCGCGAGCCCAGGCAAUUCUAGUUCCUCGUCGACAGCAGUUUCGAUAGCGCGCUGCACCACGUCUCUCGCGAUUUUCGAUCUCGACCUAGACGACGAAGUCAGCAUCUCGACCAACGGCGGUAGUUGUAGUGACAGUGGAGCCUCCAUGGAGGAGGCGGUGCAACCAGAAGAGACGGCGCCGAAGCUCCUGAGGGGACCCCAGGACACUACGGCCCUCGUGGGUGAUAGAGUGCUGCUCAAGGCCACUUAUCAAGGACUGCCGGAACCGAAAGUCAGGUGGAAUAAAGCUGGCCGAGAGUUAAAAAACGACGAACGUACGAGCAUAACAUCCGGUGACGGAGUAUCCUGCCUCCUUUUGCAAAACAUCACGACAGACGACAGUGGAAAAUAUGACAUUACCUUAGAAAAUGUACACGGAGAAGACUGCAGUUAUGCCUCAUUGGCCGUCGAAGGACCGCCAGACCCCCCUAGCGGCACGCCCUGCAUAACCACCACUCUAGAUAGCGUUACGGUAGCAUGGAGUAGCUCUCCAUAUGACGGAGGCAAAAUCAUAAACGGGUAUGCGGUGGAAUACUCCAUGGUCGGUAGCGAUAUCUGGACCAUAGCCGUCGACGAAUGUCACUCUCUCAGUUAUGUGGUUCGAGGUUUACAACCCGGAGGCAGGUACGUCUUCAGGGUGAGGGCGCUCAACGUCCACGGAUAUAGCCGGCCCAGCGUCGUAUCUGAUAUUGUUCAGUUAGAGGAACAUAAUGAAUGUAGUUAUUUCGAAGCUAGAAUAGUAUCGGUGGAGCCCGGACCGGAAUUCAAGGCUCGCUACGAGGUCCUGGAAGAGUUGGGGAAAGGACGGUUCGGCGUAGUACACAAAGUAGUCGAUAAGGAAUCAAAUCAAAAACUGGCAGCUAAGUUUAUUAAAUGUAGAACUUCCAAAGAUAGAGAUAAGGUACAAGACGAAAUCGAUAUUAUGAAUCUCCUCAGGCAUCAAAAACUGUUACAGUUGGCAGCCGCUUUCGAAAACCCCAGAGAUAUGAUUAUGGUCAUGGAAUACAUUUCCGGUGGGGAACUGUUCGAACGAGUGGUGGCCGACGAUUUUACGCUUACCGAAAAAGACUGUAUACUAUUUAUGCGACAAAUAUGCGAAGGAGUGGCGUACAUGCACACCCAGGACAUCGUCCAUUUGGAUCUGAAACCCGAGAACAUCAUGUGCCAUACGAGAACGUCGCACGAAAUCAAAAUCAUCGAUUUCGGAUUGGCUCAGAAAUUGGAUCCCAAUGAACCAGUGCGGGUGCUGUUCGGUACCCCGGAGUUUAUACCGCCCGAGAUUAUCGGGUACGAACCCAUCGGAGUUGAGUCAGAUAUGUGGUCGAUUGGUGUGAUAUGCUACGUGUUAUUAUCCGGACUGUCCCCGUUCAUGGGAGACAACGACUCUGAGACGUUUGCGAACAUAACGCGAGCUGAUUUCGAUUUCGAAGACGAAGCCUUCAAUACGGUCUCGCAAAACGCCAGAGAUUUUAUCGGGGCACUUUUGAUCAAAAGAAAAGAGGAUCGUCUGUCUGCCGAACAAUGUCUCAAACAUGUUUGGCUUGAUCCAGAAACUCAUCAAGAAACGGUCGUUCUAUCGACUGAUAAACUGAAAAAGUUCAUCAUACGUCGCAAGUGGCAAAAAACCGGUAACGCCAUACGAGCUCUCGGCCGAAUGGCAACGCUAUCGGCAAGCCGCAGAAACUCAGCUAACUCUAGUCCUAACACACCAAGACCAUCCCUGUCUGGCGUUUCAUCACCAUCGGUAGGCAGAAUGUCCAGCGUCAAUGAAGAAGACUCUUUCCGAUCUCCCAUCAACAUACCAUUAAACACCAGCGACGUGGAACAACAAGAUACCGAUGUAACAGACGAUUCAUUCGAAGAUAUUAUCGAAGAACCUGUUAAAAAGACUAAUGGAGACAUAGAAGAUGUAGAUAAUGAUAGUAGUAAAGAAGAAAUUGAAGAAAAAUCAAUCGGGGACGAAGAAGAGCAAAGUAUAACGCAGAUAAAAGAGACAUACGAGAAGAUAAGUAAAAGAUUGAAUGAAUUAGAAGAAAAAUGUAAUGAUCUAAUAGAUACGCAAUCACCGAUAGACAAAUACCGCUUUCUGGAGAACGGUACAUGUUUCAAAAACAAGCUAAACGCCUUCAAAAAGAUGGAAGAGCCCGUAGAAAAGCCCGUCAAAGAAGUUAGAAAUGGCAAAGAAAUAAAGACGAGAGCUUGCAGCGAGAGGAGCGAUAGCGGCUUCAGCGAUUGCUCUACUCUAUUUACUUCGACAACGUCCACUCCGCUGUUAAGCAAAAAAUUCUGCAUCGACGAAGAGAACGAGGAGAAAAUUUUCGAUACCAGCGCUACUCUCUAUUUCAAAAAUCACAGGAACAGUUUUAGGAGUCCGAAAGCGAGGUCAAUUGAAAAUAGUGAGGAGGAAAUUUGUAAGGAACAAUCAGAAGAGGUGGACGGGAAGACUAAUAACAAAGGCGGUAAAUACAAAUUGAGCGAGAAGAUUGAUAGAUUUACUAAGGGUAAACCGUCCACUGCGACAGUCAGCUUAAGAAAAUCACCGAUCUACACCUACAGGGCCGUCGAUGGUAUCAUCAAGAAAUUCGACUCUUCCGAUACCACCAAACCAACUGCUACCAUUCCUACCAUUGAGACUACCCCAAAUAGAUUCAAAACAUCAAGCAUACUAGAAAAACCGUCCAACCUCCCAGUUGGUACCACCAAAAACGGGCAUUCUUCAAGAUCGAACGAUGGUUUGAAUAGUUCUUUGAACGCUCCUCCCGUCAUUAGAUACAGAAGUCCUUCGCCAUCUUUGUUGAGGAAGACGCAAGCCGUCAUAGCCAAAGAACAAAGCAACGAGUUCUACAUGGCUAAGCAGGCUUUGAUAAAAUCACCCCAAGAAGCGAAGAAAAGCGGUACGCGAAUUCCUGCUAAAUCGAAUAGUUUUAAUUCUAAAGAUAAACCAAAAAGCGAAAGUUUUCGAAAAGCCGCAGCUUUUUGGAAUUCGCCCUUAAACUGA
Molecule: messenger RNA, 36878 nt
Organism: Psylliodes chrysocephalus
Lineage: Eukaryota; Metazoa; Arthropoda; Insecta; Coleoptera; Chrysomelidae
Source: the annotation of a GenBank genome assembly